AUCUUUGGCUACAACAGCAACUCGGAACAUGGCGGACACCGCUGCUAAACGAGAAGCCGACAGUGUUGGAGGCGAUGAAUUAUCUCAUAAAGUCAAAAAGGUGAAAGCUGAUGAUGAGAAUGGUGGAGGAGACGUUAAAAAGGAAUCUGAAUAUGAAAAUAUUCUGUCUGGGUUUAAAACAUCCAAAGUGCUGAGUGAUUACGCCCGAGAGAAACUCAUGUUCAUCCAUGGAAAGCUUGCUGAUCAGGAGGCUGUGGUUAUCCUGGAGAAGACUCCCAUCAGAGAGGACACCCUGGAUGAGCUUUUCAGUGGUUCCAGGUUGAAGCUGGAGAUGAGGAACGACAUCUACAGCAAAUACCGCUUACAGGCUCCCUCUCACCUCAAUGAGAUAAAGACUACAGUGGUGUGUCCAGCCACAGAGAAGCAUAUAAAGAAAUACCAGAGUCAGGAGAGUUUUCUGGUGGAGGAGACGGGGGAGGACUUUCAGUCCAUCACUUUGCCCUACAUUCAGAAGCAGAGUUUAAGCUUGCAGUGGGUGUACAACAUCCUGGAGAAGAAGGCGGAGGCUGACAAGAUAGUUUAUGAAGAUCCGGACCCGGAGGUUGGCUUUGUCCUCCUCCCAGAUUUGAAAUGGGACCAGAAACAGGUUGAUGAUUUAUACCUGCUUGCCAUAGCGCAUCAGAGAGACAUCGGGAGUCUCAGAGACCUGACGUCAGAGCAGCUACCACUGCUACAGAACAUCCUUCAGAAAGGAAAGGAGGCCAUCCUGCAGCGCUACAACCUUCCAGGCAGCAAGCUGAGAGUCUACCUGCACUACCAGCCGUCCUACUACCACCUCCACGUCCACUUCACCAAACUGGGCUACGAUGCGCCGGGCUGCGGCGUGGAGCGGGCACACCUCCUCACAGACGUCAUCCAAAACCUCCAGUCAGACCCCCUGUACUACAAAACCCGGACCCUGUACUUCCCGCUGAGGGCGGACGACGAACUGCUCAGCAAGUUCAAGGAGGCAGGAAGGCUGUAGCGUGCUGUACGCUCAUAAUUCCCCUCAAACUGUGUUUUUUAGAGUGUCAGACCAAAUCCAAUGCUCUCUUUUAUGUGUUUUUUUUAUCAGUUCGGUUGACAACACCAACAGUGCUGGCCAGUAAGCUGUACCCUCCUAUCAACACCUGGAGUACAGAUCAAUUGCUUGGCUAUGAUUUUAUCUCUGUGAAAGAGAUUUUUAUAUCUUUCUACUGUUGAUUCCCAACUCAACUCUAUAAUGUUCCAGAAAAAUAAUUGUUUGAGUAUUUCACACUUCGGCUGAUUAAUAAUCACCAACACUGUCUGCAUAGUUGAUACGUGUUUUAAUACUGUGUGGAUACAUGUUUGAGUCUGACCUUUUCACAUUAUUCCUGCUUUCAUUACGAGAAAAGGAGAAAUGGAUGUGACAUCAUGAGUCAAACAAGUGGAAGUUGCUAUCAAUCUAUGUUUUAAUGUUUUCUAUAGGUUAACUGUAUCUGACUGAAUAAAAUUUGGCUUUUUUCUAC
Micropterus salmoides (largemouth bass) is the source of this 1529-nucleotide messenger RNA. It is a transcript of the gene dcps, whose product is annotated as decapping enzyme, scavenger. NCBI's taxonomy places the organism in Eukaryota, Metazoa, Chordata, Actinopteri, Centrarchiformes, Centrarchidae. The record is from RefSeq and is a predicted model, not a curated record. Gene Ontology annotation, cellular component: P-body; nucleus. Gene Ontology annotation, molecular function: hydrolase activity; RNA 7-methylguanosine cap binding. Gene Ontology annotation, biological process: deadenylation-dependent decapping of nuclear-transcribed mRNA. Bases 29 to 1024 code for a protein of 331 amino acids. The transcript has 6 exons.